This is a messenger RNA of Drosophila subobscura, 1830 nucleotides long. RefSeq names its product prostatic acid phosphatase (gene Acph-1). The record is from RefSeq and is a predicted model, not a curated record. The coding region runs from base 178 to 1521 and encodes 447 amino acids. NCBI's taxonomy places the organism in Eukaryota, Metazoa, Arthropoda, Insecta, Diptera, Drosophilidae. The transcript has 6 exons. Gene Ontology annotation, molecular function: phosphatase activity. Gene Ontology annotation, biological process: dephosphorylation.
ACUUCAGCAAAGCUGCACUGCGACUUAUCAAGUUUGUCAUCAAAUUUAUAAACAAAGAAAUAUGGCGAUUGCCUAAACCUAAAUUGCGAGUCUAUAUAAAUAAAAGGAAGUCCCAUAAGCUGGCCAGUGCUACGAUUGAGUCGGUGUCGGACGCUUCUGACAAGUUUUGCACUGAAAAUGUGGAACCACAGUCACCAGCUCUGCUGUGCCAAGGCCUUGCUUGUGAUCGGCGUGCUAUGUGUGCUCUCAUUUGGCAUAGGAAAUGCCGUCCACAUCCCAACAUAUGGCAGCAGCGAAGGUGAGACGCGGCCCCCGCCCGACCAGUUGGCCACGCUGCCAGGCGAGCUAAAGUUUGCGCAUGUGAUUUUUCGACAUGGAGACCGUACGCCAGUGGACCCAUAUCCGACGGAUCCCUGGAAUAAUAGAAAGUUUUGGCCCACAGGCUGGGGACAACUGACCAAUCUGGGCAAAGAGCAGCACUACGAGCUGGGCAAAUGGCUGCGAAAUCGAUACAAAUCGUUGCUGGGCUCGAGAUAUACGAACGAGGACAUCUUUGUUCAGUCGACCGAUGUGGAUCGGACCCUGAUGAGCGCCCAAUCGGAUCUCGCGGGACUGUACGAACCACAGGGCGAUGAUAUAUGGAACCCACGCAUAGAUUGGCAGCCCGUGCCCGUGCACACUGUGCCCGAGAAGGACGAUUCCAUACUGGCAGCGAAGGCCUCAUGCCCGGCCUACGAUUAUGAGUUGGCCACGCUGGAAGCCUCGUCAGAGUUCCAGGCUCUGUACGUGCGCUAUCGCGAGCUCCUCUCCUACCUGACUCAGAACAGUGGACGCCUCGUCAAGUCCUUUAUAGAUGCCCAGUACUUGAAUAACACGCUGUUCAUUGAGAAGCUCUACAACAUGACACUGCCAGUGUGGGCGGAGAAGGUGUAUGGCAAGGAGGAGCUCACCUACGUGUCCAAUUUUGCCUUCUCCAUUGCCACGUUCACGCGCAGCAUGGCGAGAUUCAAGACGGGUCCACUGCUAAAGGAUAUUUUCGAGCGGUUCGACAAAAAGUUAAACAAUCAACUGAAGCCCGAUCGUUCGCUGUGGAUCUACAGUGCCCAUGACACAACGAUUGCAAAUGUUUUGAACUCCCUGAAAUUAUUUGAGCUGCACAGUCCACCAUAUGCCGCCUGCAUUAUGCUGGAGAUGCGCGUGGAUGAUAGCAACACCCCCUUGGUGUCUGUGUUCUAUAAGAACACCACGGCGGAGCCUCUACCCCUGGACAUACCCGGCUGUGGCCUGUCCUGCCCACUGAAAACUCUAGUCAAACUCUACCAGGAUGUGCUGCCCGGGAACUGGGAGCGUGAAUGCAAGCGCUCAACCAUGAUGAUGACCUAUGAGGAGGCCAACUUGGGUGCGGCGACAGGCAUUCUCAUAUUCAUCAUUACUGUGCUGCUGUGUGCCAGCUAUGGCCUGAUGGUCUACUAUCGUCGCCGCCACUACAAUCUGUAUACCUCGUACUCUCAAAUGGCAUAGGAAUGGAUGGAUCCAUGUUAUUGUUUAUCUCGGAUUUAAGAGCUGCUGCCGCUGGGAGCGGCGCUCACUUGCCACCUGCCACCGUGUGAUUUUUGUUACGUGUGAAUCCUAUUUUUGUUCUGGUUCUCAAAUCGUGUUAAUCGUGUUGCUUAUGCAGUUAUAAUGUGCAUUUAAACAACAGCAAAUUAAUUAGUCGAUUCAUCUUGGAUAAUUGUUGUGCAUUUGGUAAUGAAAAACCCAACUAAGUUUUUGGUAUUAAGGAUUGAGGAUGGAUAACUGCCAGCUGUUGGCUGAUGAAUGAUGAAUGAA